AUGGCGGUGAAGGUGUACGGGUGGGCGAUCUCGCCGUUCGUGUCGCGGGUGCUGCUGUGCCUGGAGGAGGCCGGCGUCGACUACGAGCUCGUCCCCAUGAGCAGGGAGGCCGCCGACCACCGCCGCCCCGACUACGUCGCCAGGAACCCGUUCGGGGAGGUGCCGGUGCUUGAGGACGGAGAGCUCACCCUCUUUGAAUCCCUGGCGAUCGCGAGGCACGUGCUCCGCAAGUACAAGCCAGAGCGCCUGGGGUCCGGCAGCCUGGAGCAAUCGGCGCUGGUGGACAUGUGGGUGGAUGUGGAGGCCCACCAGCUGCAACCGCCGGCGGGCGCCAUCGCCGUCGAGUGCGUCAUCGCGCCCGCCUUGUUUGGCCGCGAACGCAACCAGGCCGUCGUCGACGAGAACGUGGAGAAGCUGAAGAAGGUGCUCGAGGUGUACGAGGCGCAGCUGGUGCAGAGCAGGUACCUCGCCGGCGAUGUGUUGACCCUCGCCGACCUCACCCACUUCACCAUCAUGCACUACUUCAUGGCCACCGAGUAUGCCACGCUGGUCGAGGCGCUCCCACAUGUCAGCGCCUGGUGGAAGGGUCUCGCUGCCCGGCCGGCGGCGAAGAAGGUGGCGGAGUUCAUGCCGCUCGGCGCCGGGGCACCCAAGAAACAGGAGUGA
Messenger RNA from Miscanthus lutarioriparius, 666 nucleotides. The record is from the annotation of a GenBank genome assembly. NCBI's taxonomy places the organism in Eukaryota, Viridiplantae, Streptophyta, Magnoliopsida, Poales, Poaceae.